ACUCAUUUGAAACGAUGAAUGGGAACGAAGCCGAGGAGAAAACUGGGAAACACGCCAUUCCGGGCUCAAAUGUUCUCACAGGUCCCAAGGACGAGUAACCUGCGGUGAAACCUGCUUCCUGGACACUUCACACAGACUCACAUAGGUGCAACAUGGACAUUGAGGAGCACCACUCAAACAUCUCAGCCAUUCAGGGUGAGCUCCAGCCGGCUCCUAUGGGUGCAGGUGACAUGGAGGCUGUGGAGGUUCUGAUGUCCAUGACUAAGCACUGGAAGACAAGGCCCUUCAGGCUGAGACACUUCAGACCUCUCACUCCGUCCUCAGACUGCUCAGAGGACGACUCAGUCUCUGCUGGUUCUGUACUGUUGCAUGACUCUCUUUUGUGCAUGACACCACCGUACAGUCCACCCCACUGUGAGGCCACCUCUCCACCCUCAGCGUUGAAACCACACCAACCAGCAGAAGAGACUCCUCUGUACAAACAAGCUGCUGUUUCUCAGCAGAAGUUCCAGUGCACCAGCGUAAUCCGACACACAGCAGAAGGCCAGCGUCGCUCCUGUAAUGUUCAUCGCUUCUCAAAGGAACAUGAACCCACUUGGGUUAAAAAAGAAGCCUCUGAAGCAGAUACAAACUCUAAAGAUGUGUUGACUAGUAGAAACUCUGAUCAGAGCAUUGCAACACAGAAAGCUUUCACUGAGACUUUGCCAAAUGUGGUUGAAUCCAGUCUUUUAGACCUGGAGGAUUAUUCCACACCACAGUCUGUCCCUGGUGGUGAUGUUCGGGUCUCUCCUGUGCCCGUCUACUGCCAGAUUGUUCCUGUCUCUUCUCCUUCCCCUGUUGUUGUUCCAACUCCUGUCACAACCUCUGAGAGUCAGCAGCAGCAGCAGCACCUACUGCCGGCCCCAUCACCGGUCACCACUGUGUCACCACAACAGCAGCACAAACCAGAAUAUGCACCACCACAACCCCAAACUGCUUCUGCACAGGUCUUCUUUGUAGGGGGUCAGGUGGCAAAAGGUCCUGUAAUGCUGCUCGUCCCUCAGCCAUCUGUUCCAACUCUCUACGUCCAGCCUGCACUGAUGACCCCUGCUGGCACCAAAUUAGCAGCCAUCGCCCCCGCACCAGGUCGGGUCCCAUCAGUGCAACGACAGACCCCACAGCAGCCGAAAGUGUCCCGUGUCCGCAAUCAUGUCUGUCCCCACGGAGACUGCAACAAAACCUACUUCAAGAGCUCCCAUCUCAAGGCCCACAUGAGGACACAUACAGGUGAGAAACCCUUCAAGUGCAAGUGGGAGGGAUGUGAGAGGCAGUUUGCUCGGUCAGAUGAACUGUCGCGUCACCGACGAACCCACACUGGAGAGAAAAGGUUCGCCUGCCACAUGUGCUUGAGCCGCUUCAUGCGCAGUGACCACCUGGCCAAACACGCCCGACGACACCUGGCAGUGAGGGGGACGCCCUGCUGGACCGCUUCCAUACUCAGUGUCAGUUCAACAAAGUCUCUGUGAGGCGUCAUGGGACAGAGAAAACUGUCAAACCAAGUGUGAGACUGAAUCUGAGUGCUCUGAGGACUGUGCACCUGACUUUUCCAUGUCAAAAGUCUGCUGAUAAAAAGGCAGUUGUGCAACUUCACUGAACUGACAGCUGAGUUAAGCUGCAUGCGAAGUCUUUUGUCGUCUUGCUGCUCUUCAGUGAUUAUAGAAGAAUCUGAGAAGUAUGAGGCUGUUUACAUUCAGCGUCCGACUACUGUACCACCUUGUGCCAAGAAAUUACACUGAAUAUGUAUAGUAUUCUGUAGCUGUUUUUAUAAAUAAUCUCAAAUGUGUUUACAUGUCAGUGAUUUGACCAAAGAAUGUCAAAUGUUGUUCUUUUGUGCCAUAUAAGAAUGUAUUUGUUUAAAGACAUUUUUUGCACAAUGCUGUUUUCUUGGAGGGAACGUAGAAUUCUUUAUUAAACUUCAAGUAUUUUCUAUUAUUUAUUA
Amphiprion ocellaris (clown anemonefish) is the source of this 1978-nucleotide messenger RNA. Its product is annotated as Krueppel-like factor 10. Gene Ontology annotation, biological process: regulation of transcription by RNA polymerase II. Gene Ontology annotation, molecular function: DNA-binding transcription factor activity, RNA polymerase II-specific; RNA polymerase II cis-regulatory region sequence-specific DNA binding. The transcript is spliced from 4 exons. The record is from RefSeq and is a predicted model, not a curated record. The coding region runs from base 153 to 1505 and encodes 450 amino acids. NCBI's taxonomy places the organism in Eukaryota, Metazoa, Chordata, Actinopteri, Pomacentridae.